Molecule: messenger RNA, 1656 nt
Organism: Carcharodon carcharias (great white shark)
Lineage: Eukaryota; Metazoa; Chordata; Chondrichthyes; Lamniformes; Lamnidae
Product: basic proline-rich protein-like
Exons: 1
Coding region: 1-1656 (551 amino acids)
Source: RefSeq, a predicted model, not a curated record
AUGACUGAGCCUGUGCCGAGCCUCCCUCAGGCACAGUGCCCAGCCCACGGGGAGCCUCCCUCAGGCACAGCGCCCAGCCCCUGGGGAGCCUCCCUCAGGCACAGCGCCCAGCCCCUGGGGAGCCUCCCUCAGGCACAGCGCCCAGCCCCUGGGGAGCCUCCCUCAGGCACAGCGCCCAGCCCCUGGGGAGCCUCCCUCAGGCACAGCGCCCAGCCCCUGGGGAGCCUCCCUCAGGCACAGCGCCCAGCCCCUGGGGAGCCUCCCUCAGGCACAGCGCCCAGCCCCUGGGGAGCCUCCCUCAGGCACAGCGCCCAGCCCCUGGGGAGCCUCCCUCGGGCACAGUGCCCAGCCCACGGGGAGCUUCCCUCGGGCACAGCACCCAGCCCGUGGGGAGCUUCCCUCGGGCACAGCGCCCAACCCCUGGGGAGCUUCCCUCGGGCACAGCGCCCAGCCCACGGGGAGCCUCCCUCGGGCACAGCGCCCAGCCCACGGGGAGCUUCCCUCGGGCACAGCGCCCAGCCCCUGGGGAGCUUCCCUCGGGCACAGCGCCCAGCCCCUGGGGAGCCUCCCUCGGGCACAGCGCCCAGCCCCUGGGGAGCCUCCCUCGGGCACAGCACCCAGCCCACGGGGAGCCUCCCUCGGGCACAGCGCCCAGCCCACGGGGAGCCUCCCUCGGGCACAGCGCCCAGCCCGUGGGGAGCUUCCCUCGGGCACAGCGCCCAGCCCCUGGGGAGCUUCCCUCGGGCACAGCGCCCAGCCCCUGAGGAGCCUCCCUCGGGCACAGCGCCCAGCCCCUGGGGAGCCUCCCUCGGGCACAGCGCCCAGCCCCUGGGGAGCCUCCCUCGGGCACAGCACCCAGCCCACGGGGAGCCUCCCUCGGGCACAGCGCCCAGCCCCUGGGGAGCCUCCCUCGGGCACAGCGCCCAGCCCACGGGGAGCUUCCCUCGGGCACAGCGCCCAGCCCCUGGGGAGCCUCCCUCGGGCACAGCGCCCAGCCCCUGGGGAGCCUCCCUCGGGCACAGCGCCCAGCCCCUGGGGAGCCUCCCUCGGGCACAGCGCCCAGCCCGCGGGGAGCCUCCCUCGGGCACAGCAUCCAGCCCGCGGGGAGCCUCCCUCGGGCACAGCGCCCAGCCCACGGGGAGCCUCCCUCGGGCACAGCGCCCAGCCCACGGGGAGCCUCCCUCGGGCACAGUGCCCAGCCCACGGGGAGCCUCCCUCGGGCACAGUGCCCAGCCCACGGGGAGCCUCCCUCAGGCACAGCGCCCAGCCCACGGGGAGCCUCCCUCGGGCACAGCGCCCAGCCCGUGGGGAGCUUCCCUCGGGCACAGCACCCAACCCCUGGGGAGCCUCCCUCGGGCACAGCGCCCAGCCCCUGGGGAGCUUCCCUCGGGCACAGCGCCCAGCCCACGGGGAGCUUCCCUCGGGCACAGCGCCCAGCCCACGGGGAGCCUCCCUCAGGCGCAGCACCCAGCCCAUGAGGAGCCUCCCUCGGGCACAGCACCCAGCCCCUGGGGAGCCUCCCUCGGGCACAGUGCCAAGCUGGUGAAUGUCACAUUCCACUUCCUCAGGUUUACAUUUCACAAUGCCGAAGCGGGGGGAAGUAAAGGGCGCAUACUCAAAGGUUGCAGGUUAAGUGCUCUCGAACCAGUUACCUAG